This is a messenger RNA of Ostreococcus tauri, 969 nucleotides long. Its product is annotated as Helix-hairpin-helix motif, class 2. Bases 1 to 969 code for a protein of 322 amino acids. NCBI's taxonomy places the organism in Eukaryota, Viridiplantae, Chlorophyta, Mamiellophyceae, Mamiellales, Bathycoccaceae. Gene Ontology annotation, molecular function: 5'-flap endonuclease activity; DNA binding. The transcript has a single exon. The record is from RefSeq and is a predicted model, not a curated record. Gene Ontology annotation, biological process: DNA replication, Okazaki fragment processing.
AUGUCGUCGGCGGCGGUGUCGGCGACGGAGGAGGAGCGAACGGAACACCUGAUCCUGGUGGACGGUUUGAGCUUUGUCUUCAGGGCGUAUUACGGAUGGAACGCGCGAGGGAACGGAGAAGGUCUGACGAAUGCGAGCGGAGAGGACACGUCGGUGCUGUAUUCGUACGCGCACACGAUAUGCUCGCUGUUGGAGAUGCGGCCGACGCACCUGGCGGUGUGCAUGGACGCCAAGGGGAAGACGUUUAGACACGAGAUGUUCGUCGAUUACAAGGCGAAUCGACCGCCGACUCCGGAGCCGUUGUUGGAGGUGAUUCCAAAAGUGGAGCAGCUGGUGCGGGAUAUGGGGGUGCCGGUUUUGAGGUUGAGUGGGGUGGAGGCGGAUGAUAUCAUCGGUACCGUCUCCAGGAGAGCCAGCGAUGCGGGGUUCAGGGUGAGCAUCUGCUCUCCGGACAAGGAUUUUUACCAACUCCUCGGUCCGCGGACUUCGAUGUUAAAGCCGAACAAGAGCAACAAGGGCGAUCCAUUCGUGCCGUUUACCGAAGAAGAUUUCCGAGCGAUGCACAAUCACGUCAUCGAACCCGCGCAGUUCAUCGAUUAUUUGGCCCUCGUGGGCGACAGUAGCGACAAUAUUCCUGGCGUCGAGGGCGUGGGACCCAAAACCGCGUUGGCGCUCUUGGGGGAGUACGGUACCAUCGACGCCGCGCUCGCCAACGCGAGCAAAGUCAAGGGAAAGCGCGCUCGAGAGAGUUUACUCAGCGAGAAGGGCGCGGCGAGCGCGGCGUUAUCCCGCAAGCUCGUCGAGAUUCGUCAAAAUUUGACCGUCCCGUCGCUCAACGAGCCCCUGUUGCCGCUCGAGAGUCUCGCGGUGCGCCCGCCGUCCGACGGUGGUGUGGCGGGCACACGCGCGUUCGAACACUACGAGUUGGCUACCGUUUUAGAUCGUUGGAAGCGCGUCGCACAGGUCUGA